AUGGCAUCAUUGGCGCCGUGUGAACCUCUGGAUGUCAAGACACAGCUCAACUAUUUUGUGUGGAACGACGAGUUUCUCACCACCAAGCCUUAUAUCGCACUAUUCAACGUCCCCGAAGGAAUCGAUGAAUGCAACUUCGAGACUCGCCCAGGCCCAGAAGAGACCAUACACGAUAUGCGAGGAGCCGAGCCCAACUUUACCCUCGACCGCCACGCAUUCUGCAUCCGGCGGGCUCGUCUGGAAUUGGACAAGUUUGACCGGGAAACCGUCAAGCGAGAAUACCUACCUUGGGUAGAGAGGUUUUUAAUGACUGAAAUUGAGGGUGCCUCGGAAAUCGUCAUCUUCGACUGGAGACUCCGGUCCAGCAUGGACCGAUCAGAUUUAGCGGACGGAACGCAGGUCGAUUUGGACGACACGUCGGUGUGUCUGGGCCCUGUCGGCGCCGUACAUAUUGCGAUAGACCAAAGCGACCAAGCCGCCGCCAUACGCGUCCAACGACACAUGGGAUCCCGUGCCAGCAAUCUCUUGAACAAGAAGCAGCGAUAUCGCAUCAUAAAUGUCUGGCGGCCCAUCUGUGACCGAGUGGAGGACUGGCCGCUUGCAGUCUGCGAUGGGUCGACGCUCAGUCCGCCCAAGAUGAUGGUGGUCGACCAUGUUCGCCGUUCACAUAUCGGUGAGGCGAUAUACCCGAUCUAUGACUCCCGGUAUCGGUGGCAUUAUUUGUCUCAACAACGAGACGAUGAAAUCCUGGUAAUGAAAAUGUUUGACUCGGAACAGGGAGUUGCUGCUCGACAUUGCGCUCACACAGCCUUUCGUCCGCUAGGGAAAGGGUUGCCCAACCCUGCACCGCGCGAAAGUAUUGAGGUUAGGGCGCUGGUGUUUUGA
Exophiala dermatitidis NIH/UT8656 is the source of this 885-nucleotide messenger RNA. RefSeq lists its product as uncharacterized. Lineage: Eukaryota; Fungi; Ascomycota; Eurotiomycetes; Chaetothyriales; Herpotrichiellaceae. The transcript has 5 exons. The record is from RefSeq and is a predicted model, not a curated record. Bases 1 to 885 code for a protein of 294 amino acids. Gene Ontology annotation, molecular function: oxidoreductase activity.